Messenger RNA from Vombatus ursinus (common wombat), 2552 nucleotides. RefSeq names its product TATA-box binding protein associated factor 6 (gene TAF6). Gene Ontology annotation, cellular component: transcription factor TFIID complex; SLIK (SAGA-like) complex; SAGA complex. Gene Ontology annotation, molecular function: transcription coactivator activity; protein heterodimerization activity; RNA polymerase II general transcription initiation factor activity. NCBI's taxonomy places the organism in Eukaryota, Metazoa, Chordata, Mammalia, Diprotodontia, Vombatidae. Bases 334 to 2373 code for a protein of 679 amino acids. The record is from RefSeq and is a predicted model, not a curated record. Gene Ontology annotation, biological process: RNA polymerase II preinitiation complex assembly; transcription initiation at RNA polymerase II promoter. The transcript has 16 exons.
AGCUUCUGCCUGGAGCCACCGGGGAGGCAGAGGUUUGAGAUGGUAGCUUGCGUGUUGGGAGCUGGUGAAGAAGCCGAGUGAGCACGCGGUGGGGGAGCCAGACGUCGGGAGGCAUGUCUUCAGGGGCUCGAUAGGCGAGCGUCAAAAGAGUGAAAAGGCCUCGACUUUGGCCUGGCGUUGCGGAUAGAGAGCUGGCGGAAAGCAGGAAGACCUGUAUUCAAAUUCUGCCUGUGAGGAAUGCUGGCUGUGUGACACUGGACAAGUCGUUUAACCUCUCAGUGCCCCAGAGCACUGCCCCUAGAGAGGGGAUUGGGAGUGGUGCCAUAUUUCAUUAUGGCAGAAGAAAAGAAACUAAAGUUAAGCAACACUGUGUUGCCCUCAGAGUCAAUGAAAGUUGUGGCAGAAUCCAUGGGCAUUGCUCAAAUGCCUGAAGAGACCUGCCAGCUAUUAACAGAUGAAGUUAGCUAUCGUAUUAAGGAGAUUGCACAGGAUGCCCUGAAAUUUAUGCAUAUGGGGAAGCGGCAGAAGCUCACAACAAGUGAUAUAGACUAUGCCCUGAAGUUGAAGAAUGUUGAACCUCUGUAUGGGUUUCAUGCCCAGGAAUUCAUCCCAUUCCGGUUUGCCUCUGGUGGGGGCCGGGAACUUUAUUUCUAUGAGGAGAAAGAGGUUGACUUGAGUGACAUCAUUAACACUCCCCUACCCCGUGUCCCACUUGAUGUCUGCCUCAAAGCUCACUGGCUGAGUAUUGAGGGUUUUCAGCCCGCUAUCCCAGAGAACCCACCCCCAGCCCCCAAAGAGCAGCAAAAGGCUGAAGCAACAGAGCCCUUGAAAUCUGCAAAGCCAGGACAGGAAGAGGAUGGACCACUGAAAGGCAAAGGUCAAGGAGCUGUAUCAGCAGAUGGUAAAGGGAAAGAAAAGAAAGCUCCACCCCUGCUGGAGGGUGCCCCACUGAGACUGAAGCCCCGGAGUAUCCAUGAGUUGUCUGUGGAGCAGCAACUGUACUACAAGGAGAUAACUGAGGCCUGUGUAGGGUCAUGUGAGGCCAAGAGAGCGGAAGCUCUCCAGAGCAUUGCUACAGACCCUGGACUUUAUCAGAUGCUGCCAAGGUUUAGCACUUUCAUCUCUGAGGGGGUACGUGUGAAUGUUGUUCAGAAUAAUUUGGCCCUACUUAUCUACCUGAUGCGAAUGGUGAAGGCUCUGAUGGAUAAUCCAACACUGUACCUGGAGAAAUAUGUACACGAGUUGAUUCCUGCUGUGAUGACUUGUAUUGUGAGCCGACAGCUGUGUCUUCGACCGGAUGUAGAUAAUCACUGGGCACUCAGGGAUUUUGCAGCUCGCCUAGUAGCUCAGAUCUGCAAACAUUUCAGUACAACUACCAACAACAUCCAGUCCCGGAUCACAAAGACCUUCACUAAGAGCUGGGUAGAUGAGAAGACUCCCUGGACUACCCGCUAUGGCUCUAUCGCUGGCCUGGCAGAACUUGGGCACGAUGUCAUUAAAACACUGAUUCUACCAAGGCUCCAGCAGGAAGGUGAGCGGAUUCGAAGUGUCCUAGAUGGCCCUGUGUUGAGCAACAUUGAUCGGAUUGGAGCUGAUCAUGUGCAAAGCCUCCUUUUGAAACAUUGUGCCCCAGUGCUGGCAAAGCUACGGCCGCCACCAGAUAAUCAGGAUGCUUUUCGGACAGACUUUGGUUCCCUAGGACCUCUUCUGUGCUCUCAUGUGGUCAAGGCCCGGGCACAGGCUGCCCUACAAGCCCAGCAGGUUAACAGGACCACACUGACCAUCACACAGCCCCGGCCUACACUGACACUCUCCCAGGCCCCCCAGUCAGGCCCUCGAACCACUGGGCUGCUGAAGGUUCCUGGCUCCAUUGCAUUACCUGUUCAGACACUGGUGUCUGCAAGGGCUGCGGCGCCCCCCCAGCCUUCCCCACCUCCAACCAAGUUCAUAGUCAUGUCAUCUUCCUCUGGUGCCUCAUCUUCACAACAGGUCCUGUCUCUUAGCACGGCAGCCCCUGGCUCUGGCUCUACCACUACCUCUCCUGUCACCACCACAGUCCCCAGUGUCCAGCCUAUUGUGAAGUUAGUCUCCACUGCAGCAGCAGCCCCUCCUAGCCAAGCCCCCUCAGGGGCAGGCAGUGUCCAGAAAUACAUUGUUGUAUCUCUUCCACCAUCUGGGGAAGGCAAGGGAGGGCCAGCUUCCCACGCUUCUCCAGCUCCUCCUCCAUCGUCUUCUUCCCCUUCUCCCCUUGGGGGUGGCUCCCUUUCUGGAGGAAAACAGGAUAUUGGGGAUAGCCCCCCUCCAGCUCCUGGUACUCCUAAGGCCAAUGGUUCACAUCCCUCUAGUUCCAGCUCUCCUCAGCCUACCCCCUGAAGGCUUCAUACAAAGGCUUCUACAAAAUGGUAUUCUCACAUUCAAAUACAAAUUCUCAUUAAUGUUAUUACAUUUUGAUUCGGGGUAAGGAGUAGUCACCUCUCCCCAUCAGCUGUCUUCAGAUAUGUCCCACUGUACAGACCCCUCCCCAAAAUAAAACAGUUCAGUUUGUAACCACA